Messenger RNA from Theileria parva strain Muguga, 481 nucleotides. RefSeq names its product Ribosomal protein S17 family protein. Gene Ontology annotation, molecular function: structural constituent of ribosome. Gene Ontology annotation, biological process: translation. The record is from RefSeq and is a predicted model, not a curated record. Bases 101 to 460 code for a protein of 119 amino acids. The transcript is spliced from 3 exons. Lineage: Eukaryota; Apicomplexa; Aconoidasida; Piroplasmida; Theileriidae. Gene Ontology annotation, cellular component: ribosome.
AUUUAAUAACACAUUUGCAUUUUAAUUUAAAAUAUGUUAAAUUGAUGAUAUUUUAAUUAGUUUGAUGAGUUUGUACUAUAUUUAUGUGUAAUCUAGACUUAUGUUGUUUUUAAGUAAAAUAUGUAAACAUUGGCAUUAUAAAACAUGGCAAAGAUAUACCGCCGGUUAUUUGAGAACAUUUAUAAAGAAUCGUUUACCAAACAACGAGCUUAUAGGAUAUGUGAUAAACGAUAAACAUCCUAAGUCCGUAAGGGUGGCCUGUGAUAGAUAUAUGUAUGUGGUCCGGUAUAAGAAGACAUUUAGAAUGACCAAAAAGGUCUGGGUUCAUGAUGAAUAUAAAGAGGCAAGACUGGGAGAUAUAGUAAGGAUACAGCCUCUUGGAUAUAGGAUAGGCCCUUGGAAAACGUAUGUAUUAACUAGAAUACUACACACCCAAAAUCCACACCUUGAUAACUUUUAACUAUAAUAUAUUACUAUGCCA